Messenger RNA from Ochotona princeps (American pika), 1779 nucleotides. It is a transcript of the gene IGLON5, whose product is annotated as IgLON family member 5. Gene Ontology annotation, cellular component: neuron projection. The transcript has 8 exons. The record is from RefSeq and is a predicted model, not a curated record. Lineage: Eukaryota; Metazoa; Chordata; Mammalia; Lagomorpha; Ochotonidae. Bases 7 to 1017 code for a protein of 336 amino acids.
GCCGCGAUGCCCCCCCCUGCGCCCGGGGCCCGGCUCCGGCUCCUCGCCGCCGCCGCCCUGGCCGGCCUGGCCGUCAUCAGCCGAGGGCUGCUGUCCCAGAGCCUGGAGUUCAACUCCCCGGCUGACAACUACACAGUGUGUGAAGGGGACAACGCCACCCUCAGCUGCUUCAUCGAUGAGCACGUGACCCGCGUGGCCUGGCUGAACCGCUCCAACAUCCUGUAUGCUGGCAAUGACCGCUGGACCAGCGACCCCCGUGUGCGGCUGCUCAUCAACACGCCUGAGGAGUUCUCCAUCCUCAUCACGCAGGUGGGACUGGGUGACGAGGGCCUCUACACCUGCUCCUUCCAGACACGCCACCAGCCAUACACCACUCAGGUCUACCUCAUCGUGCAUGUCCCCGCCCGCAUUGUGAACAUCUCUUCCCCGGUGACCGUGAACGAGGGUGGCAACGUGAACCUGCUCUGCUUGGCUGUGGGGCGGCCCGAGCCCACGGUCACUUGGAGACAGCUCCGAGAUGGCUUCACCUCGGAGGGCGAGAUCCUGGAGAUUUCCGACAUCCAGCGUGGCCAGGCUGGCGAAUAUGAGUGCGUGACGCACAACGGGGUGAACUCGGCGCCCGACAGCCGCCGCGUGCUGGUCACAGUCAACUAUCCUCCGACCAUCACCGACGUGACCAGCGCGCGCACAGCACUGGGCAGGGCCGCCCUCCUACGCUGCGAGGCCAUGGCGGUGCCACCCGCGGACUUCCAGUGGUACAAGGACGACAGAUUGCUGAGCAGCGGCACAGCCGAGGGCCUGAAGGUGCAGACGGAGCGCACCCGCUCCAUGCUUCUCUUCGCCAACGUGAGCGCUCGACAUUAUGGCAACUACACGUGUCGUGCCGCCAACCGGCUUGGAGCGUCCAGCGCCUCCAUGCGACUCCUACGCCCGGGAUCCCUGGAGAACUCUGCACCCAGACCCCCGGGGCCCCUGACUCUGCUCCCGGCCCUGGGCUGGCUGUGGUGGAGGGUGUAGGCACCGAGCAGGGCAGCCCGCCUCCCCUCGGGCAGGGGGCCUCGGCCAAGUGCGUGGGAGAACCAGGGGGAGCAGCGCCGUGGGUCUCGAGGGGGCAAAAGAGCUCUCGGCCAUUGAGGAAGAGGAGGAGGAGAAGAGGAAGAGGAAGAUCUUUAGAGAACCCAUCACUGUGAGGAAUAACGCAAAAUUAUGCAUCUUUCUACAGCCAUUCUCGCCACCCGUUCACGCUUCCGACUGUGGCCCACCCAUCCCCGGGCACCCACACCUCUCCUAGCUCAGGCUGUCCCUGGCUUGUGUGUGAGAGUGUGAGUGUGUGUGUGUGUGUGUGUGUGUGUGUGAGUGAGUGUGGAGGAGGGGAUGGGGCCUCCCUCUCUGGUCACUCCCACAUCCUUGCCUCCCACCCUGCUACCUGUCCCCUCUGGCUGGAGGUAGGUAUGGGAGCUUCUGCUGGGUGAGGGAGGGGCUCCCUGCUUUCCCCAGUUUUAUGCACGCUGGCCCUUCCCUGUGAAAGGCCCUGGCCUCCUCUGCUGUUGAACCACUUGUAGCCAGGGGCCCCAGCACUGGCUCAGGUGCCUGAGACCCCGCCCUGGCCCCUGCCCCCAGCCUGCCUCCCCUGGACUCUGGCUCCUUCCUGGGCCGAUCGGUGCUUCCAUCCAACAGGCAGGCUGGUGAUCGCAGCUGCAGCCUGCCUCAGUGCUUUGCCCUCCCCACCAGCCCCCCAAACCUGUCACCACCCCCUUUGCCACCUGCAGUACCAGCUGG